Molecule: messenger RNA, 2127 nt
Organism: Cryptomeria japonica (Japanese cedar)
Lineage: Eukaryota; Viridiplantae; Streptophyta; Pinopsida; Cupressales; Cupressaceae
Product: non-specific phospholipase C6
Exons: 3
Coding region: 259-1836 (525 amino acids)
Biological process (GO): phospholipid catabolic process
Molecular function (GO): hydrolase activity, acting on ester bonds
Source: RefSeq, a predicted model, not a curated record
UUUUCAAGAAAUUAAUUUAUUCCAUUCACAUUCUUGAAAUGUGUGAGCACUGUGCAGCCACAAUAAUAAUCAAUUCCUUGUCUGUCUGUACCCCACUGCUUUUCUUUAUUCUCUCUUUUGCUUUUCAAGAAGUCUCCAGCAGAAUCCAAAGCAUCGAAACAGGAACCUCCAUUAAAAAAUUCCCAUUCCCUGCUCAAACAAAAAAGUUUCAGUUCCUGUUGGAACAGAGGAUUGGAAGUCGGAACAGAGCACAGGAAAAUGGAAGCAGAGACGAAGCUUCGAAAUUCCCUAAUCUUAACCUGUUUGCUGAGCCUGGCAUUGCUGCCUGCGGUUUGUAGCGGCGGGAUUGAGGGGAGGAUAAAGACGAUGGUGAUUCUGGUUAUGGAGAAUCGAUCCUUCGACCACAUGUUAGGCUGGAUGAAGCGAAAAAACCCCCAAAUCGAUGGAGUUACAGGAAAGGAAUGGAACGCCUUGUCGACCACAGACUCGAAUUCAGAUCGAAUCUUCUUCAGCGACGAUGCAGAGUAUGUGGAUCCCAAUCCAGGCCACUCUUUCGAAGCAAUUGCAGAGCAAGUUUUUGGCUCAGACACCAAUUUCAGUCGCCCCACCAUGACCGGAUUUGCACAGCAAGCCGGCAAAAUCGACAGCAAUAUGUCGGAACUGGUAAUGAAAGGGUUUAGGCCCGAUGUCGUCCCUGUUUACUCUGCCCUGACCGAUGAAUUCGCCAUUUUCGACCGCUGGUUUUCUUCUCUGCCCGGCCCUACUCAACCCAAUAGGCUUUUCGUCUACUCUGCCACAUCUCAGGGAGCAACUCUUCAUGUUCCCAAGCAAUUGGCCAAGGGUUAUCCUCAGAAAACCAUUUUCCAGUCGAUUCAUGAGUCUGGACUUUCUUUCGGUAUUUAUUACCAUUCUAUUCCCACUACUCUGUUUUACAGAGAGCUCAGGAAGCUCAAGUAUGUGUCGAAAUUUCACAGCUUUCAGAAGAAGUUCCAGCGCCAUGCUGCUGGCGGGAGUUUGCCCAAUUUGGUGGUUAUUGAGCCCCGGUACUUCGAUCUGAAGGAUUCCCCUGCAAAUGAUGAUCACCCAUCUCACGAUGUGAGCAAUGGGCAGAGGCUUGUAAAGGAAGUGUAUGAGGCUUUGAGAUCUAGUCCGCAGUGGAAUGAGACCUUGCUGGUCAUUACUUAUGAUGAGCAUGGCGGAUUUUAUGAUCAUGUGCCCACUCCUGUUAAGGAUGUUCCUACUCCUGACGGAAUCGUUGGCCCGCCCCCUUAUUUUUUCAGAUUUGAUCGACUGGGUGUCCGAGUUCCCACCAUUAUGGUCUCUCCCUGGAUCGACAAACGCACAGUGGUGCAUCGUCCUACUGGGCCAUUUCCCAGCUCUGAGUACGAGCAUUCUUCCAUUCCAGCAACCAUCAAGAAGGUUUUCAAUCUCUCAUCCAAUUUCCUGACUUACAGAGAUGCAUGGGCUGGGACUUUUGAAGGCGUUGUGAGCCAGAGAAGCACUCCGCGAACUGAUUGUAUAGAGACUUUGCCAGACAUAAGUAAGAUGAUGAAGAAUGGGGAGGUUGAUGAAGAAGCAGAGUUGAGUGAAUUUCAAAGAGAGGUUGUUCAAUUGGCUGCGGUUUUGAGUGGGGAUAGUGCUCUCAAGAGUUAUCCAGAGGAAAUAGGCAAUAAGAUGAAUGUGAAAGAAGCACACUAUUAUACAGAGAAUGCAAUGUCACGUUUUGCAGAAGCAAGUAGAGAGGCCCUUGCGCUUGGAGCUUCUGACUCUAUAAUUGUGGAGAUGAGGUCUUCCCUCACCACUAGGAUCCAUAAAAAUAUUAACAACAAUCUGUGAGAAGUCCAUCACCUCUUACAUUGUUAUAAGUUUUUCAUCAUUUUUUCAUUUCUCCUAUUAGCAAAUUUGUCUAGUGGUGGAAAUUGGAUUGUAGAUCUUACCUUAUUUUUACUAUAGUAGAAUGUUGAGGUUUUGUAAAUAUGUGUGCUUGGUCACUUGUCCCUUGUUGAAGUAUUGUGGAGACUAGAGUGGAUUGCUCACAUGCUCUCCUACACUUUAGGUGUAACAUUAAUUAAAAGUAAUAGUGGUGUACUUGUUAGAGUAAUAUAUAUUUGAUAAUAUUGUAAAAUA